This is a messenger RNA of Lactuca virosa, 375 nucleotides long. NCBI's taxonomy places the organism in Eukaryota, Viridiplantae, Streptophyta, Magnoliopsida, Asterales, Asteraceae. The record is from the annotation of a GenBank genome assembly.
AUGCAACUUAGUAGAAGCUUCCAAAAACUCUCAUCGUUCCCCUUAUCCGGAAACGAUGUUAGAUCAAGCAGUUCCAUUUCAUCACCGGUGAAAAAACCCAGAAACCCUACCCCAAAGAAGCCAAAUAGCCUCCAUGUCGAUGGUUUAGAAGGAGGAGGGAACUAUUCUUUCAUCAAGAUUCAGGAAAACGACCACCGUGACAUUAGAAUCUCAGAUGAUGCAAGUUGGUAUAGUGGUAUGCUAACGAGUGAGUUAAAAGCUUCUGUCACAAAUCUUAAGGCUUCAGACUAUAUACGGAGGUUCCAUGAGAGGAACAAACAUGAAUCUGUUUCCUUGGUGUUGCCUCCACCACCGCCGCCACCAGCUCUUCGAUAA